AUGCCAAAUCUAUAAUCUUUAAGCAACGCUUUCAAAAAGUUUAAUGUAUACACUAGACCUGUCAGUUUAUUACUUUUAAAAGAAUAAGGACAUAGAACAUAUUUAGGAGUUUUUCUCACAACCAUUCUUGUGAGUCUUGUGAUUCUGGUUUAUUAUAGUGGACUGGUUUCACUUAUAGUAAGAAAUAAUCCCAGUGUUAUCACAUAUACAUAAUAUUAGGAGCAUUAAAAUGCAUUUUAUUUAACUCCUUAAAAUUUCAGCAUUGCCAUUGCUUAAAAAGGAUAUGAUCUUUUGGACUCUUAUAUUCUAGAGGGAGCACUUGGAGGUGUAGAUAGGUAUUAACAUUAAUAAUUAUUUAUAGUACAAUCUUUCAAGAAAUCCCAUUAACAAAAUGCAUCGAUUUCUAAUUUAGUGAUCCUUCUUUGAAUGCUUACUUCGAUAAGUCGGAUCAAAUCUGGUAUUGUUUAGAUUGGAGUUCCAUUGGUUAAAUUGCCAUAGAAGGUGGUUUAGAAUCCUCUAAAGAUAAAUCAUUAUAAAUCAUAGUUAAAUAAUGCACUUCAAUGUAUAUAAUUAAAUUAUUCUUAGUACCUAAUGUACAUAUCCAAAUAUAUUAGAUAGUGAUUAAUUCCUAUUUAAAAUGACAUCAGCCAAUACAGAUAUAUCUAAUUUUAAAACACCAGCAUACUUAAUUGGUAAAACAUUCAGUCUUACAUCUCUGACAAACUUUGCCAAAAAAUUGAAUAUCAUUCUCUAACCAUAAUAAACAUAAACUGAUAAUGGAUACAUCAUUCAAGAUUAAUAUUAGGAAACAAUUCUUUCUAUUUCUAACUAUUUUGAAACUAUUCUAGAUAAAGAUGAUGAUAAACAUAUCUUUGAAAUCAAUAUUUCACUUGAUCAAAAAACUUUGAUUACUUAACGAUCAUAUCCUAGAGUCUAUUAAUUCUUAGGAGAUAUAGGAGGUUUUUGGGAAAUCAUCUUUCUUUGUUCCCUAUUGUUCAUUAUGCCAUUCAAUAAUUUAUCAUAUAGAGUGGCUUUAUUAAAUGAACUAUUCAAUUUUGAAUUAGAUUAUGAUAAUAAAAUACAUCCUGAACAUAGAGGUAGUUCAAAAGUUAAAGAAAUAUUAAAUAAAUCAGUUUAACUUGAAAAAUUUAAUAGAAUGUCAAAAGUGGCAGAACAUGAUGAAUAAUAAAAAUCUAAAUUAUUAGAUUAAAUAUCUAAUGAUAUUACUUAAUUUUUCUAAGAAUAAGAAAGUAAAUUAGAUUUAAAAUUAUUUGAUUAUUUUGGUUGUUGUUAAUGUAAAAAAGGUGGAAAAAGAGAUUUAAUUAAUUUCUCUAUGAGUAAAAUUACCCAUACUCUAGAUAUUACUUAUAUAAUUAAAAAACUUUAAGAAAUUGAUAAAUUAAAAUUGAUAUUAUUAAAUUCAGAUUAAAUCAAACUUUUUGAUUAUUUACCUAAACCUAAAUUGGGAUUACAUAUGAAACCAAGUGAAAAUGAAUAUUGUUCUAUUUUAAAACCAGAAUAAUCUGAUUUAGAUAAAGCAUUAGAAGCUUAAAAAGCCUUUCAAGCUUUACAAGAUUAAGAAGAUGAUAUCACACCUAAAUUAGUAAAACUUUUAGAUGAUGAUCUUGUAUCCUUAUUUAAAUUAUAACUAAAUAAAGGUGUAAAUCGUUUCGUUAAAAAACCAGCUUAAUUAGCUGAUGCAGUUUAAUAAUUAAUGAUAAUGAAUGCAAAGGAAAAGGAAAAUUAGAAGGAUAAAAAGAAAGAAAAGGAGAAAAAGAAGAAAAAAAAGAAAUAAGAUGAAUCUAGUGACUCAGAAAAUUCUGCAUCCUCUGGGUCUGAUAAGGAAUGA
Paramecium pentaurelia is the source of this 1849-nucleotide messenger RNA. NCBI's taxonomy places the organism in Eukaryota, Ciliophora, Oligohymenophorea, Peniculida, Parameciidae. The record is from the annotation of a GenBank genome assembly.